CGGGGCGGCUGGUUGGGGACUGACUGGACUCUGGGAAUCAGGAGGAAUGCCCCAGGUAGAAUUAUUUAGUAUGUUUCCACUGGCCGAGGAGAAGAAACCUGUGGCGCGAUUGUUGCUGAGUGCAGGGACCUGCCCGAGGUGUGUCUUCCGAUUCUGCGGUGUGGAUCUGCACACUCCUUACAAGCUUCCCUAUAAGGAGUUGCUCACUGACCUACAAAAAUUUCUGAAAACUGAAAAAGAUGAGUUAACUUUGGAAAUCACAAACCCACCUCUGAAAAAAAUGCGACUACAAGAUCUGGAGACUGGCGCGGAUAAUCCAAGUGAGAAUGGAGAGAUGAAGGACUCUGUGUCUGAAGAUGAAAGCGUUGCUUCCGCGGAUGCCACUUCACGUGUAUGCAAUGUGUGUCUUGGAGUUCUUCAAGAAUUCUGUGAGAAAGAGUUCAUUAAAAAGGUGUGUCAGAAGGUUGAGGCCUCCGGAUUUGAAUUUAGCAGCUUGAUGUUUUCAGUCUCCUUCCCAGCACAGCUAUCUGUAAGAGAGCAUGCUGCAUGGUUGCUGGUAAAACAGGAAAUGGGGAAGCAGAAUCUGUCUCUGGGAAGAAAUGAUAUAAUUCAGCUAAAAGAAGCUUACAAAUGGAUAACUCAUCCCCUGUUUUUAGAGGAACUGGGUGUUCCUGUUGAUGGAAAGAGCUUGUUUGAAGUGAGUGUGGUCUUUGCUCACGCAGAAACAGUUGAGGAUUGCCACUUCCUAGGUAUGAUAUGCUCAGAUUGUUUCAAGCCAGCAAAAAAUAAACAGUCAGUAUUCACUAGGAUGGCAGUUAUGAAAGCUUUGAAUAAGAUAACAGAAGAGGAUUUCCGGAAGCAGUUCCCUUGUCCUCCAAAGUCACCAAAGGCUGUAUGCACUGUUCUUGAAAUUGAAUGUGCUCAUGGUGCUGUUUUUGUGGCUGGGAGAUAUAAUAAAUACUCCAGGAACCUCCCACAAACUCCUUGGAUCAUUGAUGGAGAAAGGAAGCUGGAGUCAUCGGUGGAAGAAUUAAUUUCAGAUCAUCUGCUGACAGAAUUCAAAGCAGAGAGUUUUAAUUUUUCAUCCUCCGGAAGAGAAGAUGUGGAUGUGAGAACAUUAGGAAAUGGAAGGCCUUUUGCUGUUGAACUGGUGAAUCCUCACAGAGUUCACUUUACUUCACAAGAAAUUAAGGAACUUCAGCAGAAAAUUAAUAAGUCAUCUAAUAAAAUCCAAGUGCGUGACCUGCAGCUUGUGACAAGAGAGGCAAUAGGACAUAUGAAAGAAGGUGAAGAAGAAAAGACCAAGACCUACAGUGCCUUAAUAUGGAUAAAUAAAACAAUCCAGAAGAAAGACAUUGAAUUCCUCGAUAAUAUAAAGGACCUCAAGAUUGACCAGAAAACACCGCUCCGGGUCCUCCACCGCAGGCCCUUGGCCGUGAGAACUCGUGUCAUUCACUCCAUGGAGACACACUAUGUGGAUGAGCAUCAUUUUCGCCUCUUUCUCAAGACUCAAGCUGGGACCUACAUUAAGGAGUUUGUUCAUGGAGACUUUGGGAGAACCAAGCCUAACAUUGGCUCUCUGAUGAGUGUGACUGCAGACAUUCUUGAGCUGGAUGUUGAGUCUGUGGAUGUUGACUGGCCACCUGCUCUGGAAGACUAAUUUAUCCAAUGUGGAGACCAAGGGUAGUGAAGACACUACUGAAACGAUGUAGAUAUCCGUGCAACAUAUACUGUAAUAAGGCUGUUGACCCACCAUAACGGUGUCUCAGAAACCUUUUGGAUCACGUUGAUCCAUAUAUAAUUUUUUUAGUUUAUUUUAACAACUCAGGAUCUGUAUGUGCAUAUUUUAUGUUAACUUGUUCCAAGGAUGUCAUAAUUUUUCUUAUUUUCUCUCAUGCUCCACAAGUCAAAUUUAUGAAUAAGGACAUUCUGAUUCUUUGACUUAGAGAGGUACACAAGACAUACUCUGCUGAGCUGAGCAGCUGUACUUGCAGCAAGCUUUCCCUCAACAAGAGGCAUUCCACCUUUAAAAUCAUGUUGCAAAAUUUUAAAAUUAUCUGGAAAACUUUACCUUGAUUUAUGUUUCCCCAUGUCCUAUAAUAUCCUAAGAUAUUAGAUGAAAAUCUGACAGAAUUAACAUUUUUCCUAGU
Ochotona curzoniae (black-lipped pika) is the source of this 2150-nucleotide messenger RNA. RefSeq names its product pseudouridine synthase 10 (gene PUS10). Lineage: Eukaryota; Metazoa; Chordata; Mammalia; Lagomorpha; Ochotonidae. Gene Ontology annotation, molecular function: pseudouridine synthase activity; RNA binding. The transcript has 18 exons. Gene Ontology annotation, biological process: tRNA pseudouridine synthesis. The record is from RefSeq and is a predicted model, not a curated record. Bases 47 to 1660 code for a protein of 537 amino acids.